This is a messenger RNA of Durotheca rogersii, 1590 nucleotides long. RefSeq lists its product as uncharacterized. The record is from RefSeq and is a predicted model, not a curated record. Gene Ontology annotation, cellular component: nucleus. The coding region runs from base 1 to 1590 and encodes 529 amino acids. Gene Ontology annotation, biological process: regulation of transcription by RNA polymerase II. NCBI's taxonomy places the organism in Eukaryota, Fungi, Ascomycota, Sordariomycetes, Xylariales, Xylariaceae. The transcript has 2 exons.
AUGACUGCGACCGUCGGUUCACCCCUCGCUCACGACCCUCCAGCUAGCGACUUUUACGAUCCGGAUGAAGUAAUUCCUCAAAACAGUCCCUUGAUGAAAGCUCACCGCCCCAAGCUCGAACCGUCACCCUCCCCACCCGCAAUACCUCUCCCCAAAGUCAGUCCUCCUCCUAGUUCCAAUCGGAAGUCUUCUAAUCGUCGGCAAAAGAUACGGCCCAGCCUAGGCGAUGCAGUUCUGAUACACUAUCUCGACGGUGGGAAGCGCCCGGAAAUUGUUGCCGAGGCCUGGUCGCGGCCGCUUGCCCAGUACGAAGACGACGAUCAGAGCAAAGGGGACUCGGAGGAGUCGGCCGACGAGUCCGGGCAUGAGGAGGAUACCAGGAGCCACGAGAUGUCCCCCGGUCCUACGCCGCGCCGCUCCACACGCGCCGCCGAAACGUCGGGAUCGGGGAACGCAGACCUGCAGUUUCUCGCGACAAACGCCGUAGGCAUGCUUGCCGCCGUCAAUGCGGCCUCGAAGACAAUUGACCCGGACACUUCUCGACAUUCCGACGACGCUGCCGGGCACGCGCGGAGGGUGACGCCAUCGCAGGCGCUCAAGAUCAACGGUGCGCGAGACGACGGCGCUCUGAAAGAUCUGAACCGGCCCGUUCUCGCCCCGCCUAUUUCCCCGUAUCCGUCGCAGCCCACCCCGGAGGUGUACUCGCCCCCGAGUUACACCUCGGGCCAGGUUCUGAUGCAUCCGAACAACGUACGGUCGCCGCCCAGCUUAACUGCCUCCAGCCACGGCGAACUACCUCCGAUCCACGCCCCGUCCCCGAACCUCGACCCGACGUCCCACGACUCGCUGCCCCCCAUAAGAGCCCAGUUGGUAGAUCAGUUCAGGGACCACCCGAAGGAGCUGGCCUUGCGCCACGGCCCUCAGUUCCCUCACUCGCCGCCGGGGGCCCCCCCGCAUAUCGGCAGGAUGCCCGGCAGCCACGCCUCGCCCCCGAUUUCCCCGAAUGAAGGAUUUCACCAAAGCAUGUCUUCUCCGCACGGGGUUGGUAUGAGCCCCUACUACCACCCGGGCGCCAGCAACGCGGGCUAUCAUCGCGCCGGUCUGGAUUACAGUAGUAGUAGCAACGCGGACACGCCAGCCGUCGAAAACGCGUCGACUCCCGCUACCUCCAUCACCGAUCGGAUGAGCAUCGACAACAUGACGAACCCCGUCGGCGUGUUCGUUUGCACGGUCCAAGGCUGCAACGCGCCUCCAUUCCAGACGCAAUAUUUGCUCAACUCGCACUUGAACGUGCAUUCUUCCGCCCGUCCGCACUACUGUCCCGUGAAGGGGUGUCCGCGAAGUGAGGGCGGGAAAGGGUUUAAGCGGAAGAACGAGAUGAUCCGGCACGGGCUCGUUCACGAUUCGCCUGGGUAUGUGUGCCCGUUCUGUCCAGAUCGAGAGCAUAAAUACCCCAGGCCGGACAAUCUACAGAGACACGUACGGGUCCAUCAUGUCGAUAAGGAUAAAGACGAUCCUCUCCUUCGCGAUGUGCUCUCCCAACGCCCAGAUGGGCCCAACAGGGGGCGGAGACGUCGAGGCGGCCCAUGA